AUGUGGAAAACCAAUCCAAGACUGCUAAGCAAGGAAAUUCCAGGAUUAGAUUCUCCUUAUAAAAAGGAAGCUGGAGAAACACUGGGAGCUGUGGACCCCACUGGAAUCCUAGCCGUUGACUUAUCUUUAGUGAAUAAGGAUGAAGAAGCCAUCUAUUUCUUGGGAAAUUCUCUUGGCCUUCAACCAAAAACGGUUAAAACAUAUCUGGAAGAAGAACUAGAUAAGUGGGCCAAAAUGGGAGCCUAUGGUCAUGAUGUAGGGAAACAUCCUUGGAUUAUAGGAGAUGAGACUAUUUUAGGACUUAUGACUGACAUUGUAGGAGCCAAUGAGAAAGAAAUAGCCCUAAUGAAUGGUUUGACUGUUAGUUUACAUCUUCUAUUGUUAUCGUUUCUCAAGCCUAUGCCCAAAUGGUAUAAAGUUCUCUUAGAAGCUAAAGCCUUCCCUUCAGAUCAUUAUGCUAUUGAGUCACAGCUUCAACUUCAUGGACUUAACAUUGAGAAAAGUAUGCGGCUUAUAAAGCCAAGAGAGGGGGAAGAAGCACUGAGAUUAGAGGAUAUCCUUGAAGUAAUUGAGAAUGAAGGUGACUCUAUUGCAGUGAUCCUGUUCAGUGGUCUGCACUUCUAUACUGGCCAGCUCUUUAAUAUGCCUGCCAUCACGAAAGCCGGACAAGCAAGGGGUUGUUCGGUUGGCUUUGAUCUGGCACAUGCAGUUGGAAAUGUUGCCCACUUACAUGAGUGGGGAGUUGAUUUUGCCUUCUGGUGUUCCUACAAGUAUUUAAAUACAGGAGCAGGAGGUCUUGCUGGUGCCUUUGUCCAUGAAAAGCAUGCCUAUACAAUUAAACCUGCGUUAGUGGGAUGGUUUGGCCAUGAAUUAAGCACCAGAUUUAAGAUGGAUAACAAACUGCAGUUAAUCCCCGGGGUCAAUGGAUUCCGAAUUUCAAAUCCUCCCAUUCUAUUGGUCUGUUCCUUACAUGCUAGUUUAGAGAUCUUCAGGCAAGCAACUAUGAAAGCACUGAGGAGAAAAUCUGUUUUGCUAACUGGUUAUCUGCAAUACAUGAUCAAGCAUCACUUCAGCCAGGAUAAAGCAGAAACCAAGAAAACAGUUGUGAACAUAAUUACUCCAUCCCAUAUAGAGGAUCGCGGCUGCCAGCUAACCCUAACAUUUUCUAUUCCAAUUAAAUAUAUUUUCCAAGAACUAGAAAAAAGAGGAGUGGUUUGUGACAAACGGGAUCCAAAUGGGAUUCGAGUGGCUCCAGUUCCUCUCUACAAUUCUUUCCAUGAUGUUUAUAAAUUUAUCAAUCUGCUCAUUUCUGCACUUGACUCUGCAGAAACAAAAAGUAGCCGAGUUUUCCAUAGCAACUUAAGCAAAUAAUA
Balaenoptera acutorostrata (minke whale) is the source of this 1373-nucleotide messenger RNA. Its product is annotated as kynureninase-like. Gene Ontology annotation, cellular component: cytoplasm. Gene Ontology annotation, biological process: NAD+ biosynthetic process. Gene Ontology annotation, molecular function: kynureninase activity; pyridoxal phosphate binding. Lineage: Eukaryota; Metazoa; Chordata; Mammalia; Artiodactyla; Balaenopteridae. The record is from RefSeq and is a predicted model, not a curated record.